Sinocyclocheilus grahami is the source of this 2111-nucleotide messenger RNA. RefSeq names its product protein disulfide isomerase family A, member 5 (gene pdia5). Gene Ontology annotation, molecular function: protein disulfide isomerase activity. The transcript has 17 exons. Gene Ontology annotation, cellular component: endoplasmic reticulum. Gene Ontology annotation, biological process: protein folding. The record is from RefSeq and is a predicted model, not a curated record. Bases 41 to 1627 code for a protein of 528 amino acids. NCBI's taxonomy places the organism in Eukaryota, Metazoa, Chordata, Actinopteri, Cypriniformes, Cyprinidae.
UGUGGAUUGCGCUUGCGUAGCCAGACGUGGCAGCGGCAUCAUGGCUUCUUGGAACCGAUACGGGAGACGUUGGAGACUGAUCGAAAUGUUCUUAUUCCUGUCUUUGGUUGCAGUGUCAUCUGCCCUGCAGGCAGCAAAGGUGUCUCCGCUCAUAGAGAAAGUCAGUGACCAUAAGGAUUUCAAGAAACUUCUGAGAACCAGAACUAAUGUUCUUGUCUUGUAUACCAAGUCAGCUUCGUCUGGAGAUGCUCAUUUAAAGCUGCUGUCUGAUGUGGCUCAGGCCGUGAAAGGUCAGGGUACCAUCGCCUGGGUGAAUUGUGGGGAUUCAGAAGGUCGCAAACUCUGUAAAAAAGUCAAGGUAGACCCCAGUUCGAAAACCAAUGGAGUUGAGGUCUUGCAUUACAAGGAUGGGACCUUCCACACAGAAUAUAACAGACCAGCUACUUUUAAGUCCAUGGUGGCAUUCCUGAAAGACCCUGCAGGUGCCCCCCUGUGGGAGGAGAACCCUGAGGCUAAAGAUGUUGUUCACAUCGAGUCAGAGAAGGACUUCCGGAAGCUGCUGAAAAGAGAGGAGCGGCCCAUCCUCAUGAUGUUUUAUGCCCCAUGGUGUGGCGUAUGUAAAAGGAUGCAGCCCAUUUUCCAGCAAGCAGCCACUGAGACAAAAGGGAAAUAUGUGUUGGCUGGAAUGAAUGUGCACCCGGCGGAGUUUGACGGGCUCAAACAGGAGUUCAGCAUCAAGGGCUACCCAACCUUCUGCUACUUUGAGAAGGGGAAAUUUUUGCAUCACUAUGAGAAUUAUGGAGCCACCUCUAAAGACAUUGCUGAUUGGUUGAAAAACCCCCAGCCCCCUCAACCUAAAACACCAGAGGUGCCCUGGUCAGAAUCCGGCUCGGCGGUCUUCCAUCUGACCGAUGAGUCUUUUGACACAUUCCUGGAGGAGCAUCCUUCAGUCCUGAUCAUGUUCUAUGCUCCCUGGUGUGGCCACUGUAAGAAUAUGAAGCCAGAGUUUGAUGAAGCUGCUGAGAUCCUCAACAAAGACCCAGAUAGCCCAGGUGUGUUGGCAGCAGUGGAUGCCACCAUUCACAAGUCCAUCGGUGAGCGGUUUAAAAUCUCAGGCUUCCCAACAGUGAAGUACUUUGACAUGGGGGAAGAGAAGUACACACUUCCUCAACUCCGGAGCAAAGACAAAAUCAUCGAGUGGCUGCAGAAUCCCCAGGCCCCACCUCCUCCAGAGAAGUCGUGGGAUGAGAUGCAAUCCAGCGUGAGCCACCUGGGAGCCGAAGAUUUCAGGGAAUUUCUGAAAAAGAAGAAACACGCCUUGGUCAUGUUCUAUGCUCCAUGGUGUCCGCACUGCAAGAAUGCCGUCCCUCAUAUCACCACAGCAGCUGAGCUGUUCAAAGAGGACCGCAAGAUUGCAUAUGCUGCAGUGGACUGCACAAAGGGACAAAACCAUGAGUUGUGUAAACAGGAGGGAGUUGAGGGCUACCCAACAUUCAACUAUUACAACUAUGGGAAAUUCAGCGAGAAAUACAACGGGGAAAGAGGGGAAGCUGGCUUCACUGGUUUCAUGAGAAGUCUCAGGGGCCGAGACCAAGAGAAAGUGGGCAAGCGGAAAGAGGAGCUCUAAUAGUGUGGGUGUGGUUCCUAUAAAUGGGAGGAGUCUAUCAUUGCACUGUGACUUGGGCAGGGACAUCCCAGCACUGAUGCCACAGACUUGAAACCUCAGCUAAAAAGGCUAUUUUUUUAUACAGCUAUGCCCUUAUGUUUGUAAUACCAAUGUACAACCAUCAGACCACUUCAGACUAUUUUGCUUUUUGUUUGUCAUUUUGACAUUUUUUUUCCAAAUACUGUGACCUCAGUUACUGAAAUCAACACCUAAAAUCUAUGCAACACUGGACCUUCACUCUCAAGGGUCCCAUACGUUUGAUGGGUGGUUGGUGUUUAAUGGGGAAAACCAAUUAUCACCAGGAUACAUUGCCGUGACUCCCAUUCCAGUGAGGAGUAAUAAUGUGUACAAUCGAUUCUGCAAAUAUUUUUGUAAAAAGGAAAAAAAUGCUGUAUGACAUAAUUGUUUUGGGAGUAAAAAAAGAUGGAGAAAGUUGUUGUAGCUG